AGAAGAUAUAUAUGUACCUUACUAUAUAUAGCCCCUAUCCCGCCUCUGUCCUCCUCCUCGCUCGCGCAUCCGAUAGUUCGCUGUCCCGUGUAUAUAUAUCGAAAAAAAGAAUGACAUCAGUCGCCCAAAGAGAGGCCGUUCGCCCCCGAAAUUCCCGAAAGCCGCGAAGCAUCCCCGGCAGAAGGGUCUUUGGCGGCCUCGUCUCGAGUUGUCUCCAGUCUUUUUCCUUUCCUUCAGCCUCACUACUCGACCAGCCCAAUACAUCACAUAAACAUACACCAUCCAUCCAUCCAUCCCAUCCAAUCGUUGAGGCAAAAAAAGCUUUCUCACUUCCUCUCCCUCUCCCUCUCCUUCUCCUUCUCCCUUCUCUCCCUUCCUUUCCACCCCUCUUCUUCCUCUCUUCUCCGCUCCUUUUCCACCCCUCCCCUCCCCUCAACUCUCCUCCCCGCUGUCUUCCCAUGGCUAUGGCCGCCGUCUGUCUGGCUUUCUGUUCUUAAUUGAUCGCUGCUGGGAGAGGGCCGUGUACCUGGCGCCAGGAACCAACUUCUCGUCCUCCGCCUGAUAACGACCGGCCGUGCUGUCGCAUAAGCAACAGAGCGGCGUCAUCGUCGCCAAUACG
This is a messenger RNA of Amorphotheca resinae ATCC 22711, 619 nucleotides long. RefSeq lists its product as hypothetical. The transcript has a single exon. Lineage: Eukaryota; Fungi; Ascomycota; Leotiomycetes; Helotiales; Amorphothecaceae. Bases 12 to 497 code for a protein of 161 amino acids. The record is from RefSeq and is a predicted model, not a curated record.